This is a messenger RNA of Drosophila serrata, 1455 nucleotides long. RefSeq lists its product as uncharacterized. The record is from RefSeq and is a predicted model, not a curated record. NCBI's taxonomy places the organism in Eukaryota, Metazoa, Arthropoda, Insecta, Diptera, Drosophilidae.
ACCCGAGUUGGCAGCACAGUUGGACGAAUACGGGAAGGUAAAUAAAUAUUUAGCAAUAACAGAAGAGUUUAAACAUUUUGGGAGCCAAGUGCGUGGCGUGACGCCGGUUGAGAACAUGCACGAGGAUGACCUGAAGAGUCAACUGACCAUUGCGCGGAACGAGAUCAACAAUCUGAGGCAGCAAGUGCGCAAUCUGCAACAUGUGCAGCGCAAGGACAUCGAAACGAUAAACCGCCUGCUGCAAGACUUUCGCUGCGAGGGAUGUGCGAGCAAGAACAAGGGCGUCAAGGACAAGGCCGCGGGUGAAAAGGAGACACAGGAGCACCAGCGUGAACGGGCGCAGGAGCAAGGACAAGGUCACAGCCAGGGUCAGAGCAAUUGCAACCCCGGCGGACUCGGCCACGGAGAGGAUUUAGCACACUUUCGCCCAAUCGGAGUGAUACGGACGGCCUUCCCGGAGAAGCGAGCCGUCCCCAGGCAAUCGAUUGUGGGCAGCCGAUUAAGGGGCAUCAUCCAGCUGAACGACGGCGUGUUCACCAAUCCGGAGCACUCCUUAGAAGGACUGGGAGACUUUUCCCAUCUGUGGCUUAUCUAUCACUUCCACCGCAACAACGCUCAUCCCAAGGCAAAGGUGGCGCCGCCGCGUCUCGGUGGCGAGCGCGUGGGCGUGUUCUCCACUCGUUCCCCACACCGCCCCUGCCCAAUUGGUUUAUCUUUAGUUGAAAUUGAGAAGAUCGAGAAUGCCACCAUCAGUUUCUUUGGCACGGACAUGGUGGAUGGGACGCCAGUGCUGGACAUAAAGCCCUACAUUCCAUACUACGAUGCGCCAUCCCUGAGCGUUGACUCAGGUCGUUCUUCAGCUGGACCGCAUGAGAACAGUCUCGAUUUUUACGACUCCCGGCAGGAGCCCGAUGGCGAGGAGUCCGACUUGGAGCUGUAUGGCGCCGCUGGUUUCUCGGGCAACUCUGGGGUCGGAGGGGAUGCAGUGCUGCCGCCGCCAAGCGCUGUGCGUGUGCCCAACUGGGUGGUGGCCAGCCAUCGGCUGAGCGUGACCUUCAACGAGCAUGCCGAGGCCCAGCUGAAGGAGUUGCAGGUGGAGAAGCAGUGUAUCGUGGACAUAUUGGAGGCGGAUCCACGCUCCGUUUACUUACGCACAAAAUACGGCUCGCAAAUAUUCACCUUCCAGCUAAGGGAGGUCACGGUGACGUGCAAAUUCGACGACAAAGCCGCCUCAGUGACUGUGGUCCAGGUUCGGCGGAAUGAGAAUGUGCAGGUUACCGGCUUAGACGGCGAUCCGCGCUCCGCUUAACUUACAGAUAAUUGCAAUUGAUAUUUGUUCUUUGACAACUUGUGUUUAGCCUUUAAGUGUAUAAUGUUGAGGAGCUUUAACCUUUGGCGUUUCGAUUCAGAACAUUCUGAAAUAUACACAUGUUUGAGGCUUGUUUCCCACGCAAA